Thermothelomyces thermophilus ATCC 42464 is the source of this 3350-nucleotide messenger RNA. RefSeq lists its product as uncharacterized. Lineage: Eukaryota; Fungi; Ascomycota; Sordariomycetes; Sordariales; Chaetomiaceae. The transcript has 6 exons. Gene Ontology annotation, biological process: protein import into nucleus. The record is from RefSeq and is a predicted model, not a curated record. Gene Ontology annotation, cellular component: cytoplasm; nuclear membrane. Bases 362 to 3280 code for a protein of 972 amino acids. Gene Ontology annotation, molecular function: small GTPase binding.
GUUCAGUCGGCAGCCUGACGUCUCCUUCCCGAGCUGCAAGAGGGCCUUGCCAAACAUUCAGAGUCGCCAUAAAUCUUUGACCGCGCGCCGGGCGAUCCCAUCUUCCUCCCAAACCACGGCUAAUUCCUAGUUAGUGCCCCUUUCGGCGAUAGAAUCCCCGAGAAUUUCGCCCGCACCUCCUUCCCCGCGCGGUUUUCGAGCUUCGUCUUUCAGGCAGUCUGUGGAGGAGACAAGCAGGAGGGAGGGGCACAUCGGACUCGCAGCUCGGCUGCCGAAUUCCAAGAACGAGACCGCGCAGCUUGCGAUACGAUCCCACACCAACAUCGUGCUGUUUUUUUCGGCGGCUUUUGCACCCAGCAUCAUGGCGUCCAAUGGCAGUCAGGAGGCCUUCACGGUCCCCAAUGUCCUGGCAGCUAUGCUGGCCAUGAGGAGCGGGGACACCGAGAAGAAGAAGGCUGCGGUCGAAUACCUGGGACGAUACCAGAAAUCAAAUGAUGCCUGGACAACGACGAUAUCCAUCCUGCAAAACUCAACCGAAGCGGAAGCGCAGCUCUUUGCAGCGACGACCCUGAAGGGCAAGAUCACAUAUGACCUCGGGACUCAGGUUUCAGAGGCAGACUUGCCGGCGCUGCGCAGCCAGAUCCUGUUGCUGCUCAAGAAGUAUGCGCCGGGCCCUAAGCCGGUGCGGGUUCAGCUAUGCGUUUGCCUAGCGAUCCUGGCCAUCCAGAUGCAGACAUGGAAGGACGUGUUGCCCACCGUUGUCUCGACCCUCGGAAACGAAGUCGAGAGCCACGCCUGCAUCUUGGACUUCCUGCGCGUACUCCCGGAAGAGGUCACCGAGGGCCGAAAGAUCACCUUGUCUGAAGAAGAUCUCGCCCAGAGGACAUCAGAGCUGCUGUCCGACAACGCCGAGCAGGUUGUGCAGUUGCUCGUCAACUAUGCGCAGUCUUCCCCCGCUGCCGCGACAAACCCUCAGCUUUUCGACUGCAUCAGCUCGUGGCUCCGGGAAGUGCCCGUUAGCGUUAUUGUCAACUCGCCCCUUAUGAACGCCGUCCUUCACGGCAUCACUGACGACAAAUCCCUGCUGGCUGCGGCCGACUGUCUGGGGAUCAUCUGCAGAGAAACCAAGGAUGUUGACGACAAUUUCGACACAAUCCAGGCUCUGCUUCCCAAGGUGCUGGAGCUGAGGCCUCGCAUCCAGGCGCUGGUGGACGAGGAGGAUAUCGAGGGUUUCAAGGCCAUCACCAAGGUCUUUGCGGACGCUGGUGAAUCGUGGGUGUUGGUCAUCGCCCGCCAGCCUCAACACUUCCGCCCGCUAGUCGAGUGCUUGCUCGAGUGUUGCGCGAGGGACAAGGAGCGGGAUGUCAUUGGUUACACCUUCUCCUUCUGGUACGAGCUGAAGCAGUACCUGACCCUGGACCACUACAUGGAGGCCCGAGUGCAGCUCAUCGACGUGUAUGCCAGACUUGUCGACAUCAUGCUCAAGCAGCUGGAGUAUCCGUACUCCGACGACCCCAACGAGCUCGACCUCUUCGACGGCGACAGGGAGCAGGAGGAGAAGUUCCGCGAGUUCCGUCACCACAUGGGCGACACGCUCAAAGACAGCUGCGAGGUCAUGGGGGUUGCCGCCUGCCUUACCAAGGUACACGACGCCAUCAAGUUGUGGCAAGAGAAGUACGGCAGCCAGGCGACACCAACAUCGGUGCCUCACUGGCAGUCGCUAGAGGCACCCCUUUUCGCGAUGCGGGCGAUGGGACGCAUGGUGGAGUCGCAUGAUAGCAGUGUUCUGCCUCAGAUAUUCCCUCUCCUGGUCCAGAUCCCCAUCAGCAACGAGAAGCUGCGGUUCGCUGCAAUCAUGGUCUUUGGCCGUUACACAGAAUGGACAGCGGCGCACCCGGAGUUCCUCGAACCCCAGUUCCAGUACAUUGUCUCGAGCUUUCAGACAGACUCGCAGGAGAUCCUGCGCGCUGCCGCUCAGGCGUUCAUGUACUUCUGCGUCGACUGCAAGCAGCUCCUCAGCUCGCAGGUCGUUCAGCUGCAGGCGUUCUAUGACCAGAUCCUCGACAAGCUUCCUGUAUCGAGCAAGGAGGAGAUCACAGAAGGCGUCGCCUACGUUGUCGGUGCUCAGAAGACUGAAGACGUGUACAAACUCCUCAAGCUGUACUGUGAUCCGCUCGUGCAGCGACUGAUGGCCAAGGCCAACGCGGCCACCGAGAACAAGGCCAAGCUUGACCUUGCUGAUCACAUCAACCUGCUCACCUUCUUUGUACAACACGUUGUCCCGUACCUGCCCAGCAACGCGGAGAACCCUGCUGUCAAGUACUGGCAGGAGGUGUUUCCCAUCUUGUCGACCAUCCUCGACAACUUCAUCGACUUUGUCCCCAUCUGCGAGCGGGUCUGCCGUUGCUGGCGGUUCAUGGUUAUCUCGUAUCGGACAGCCAUCACCCCUCUACUCGGGCCCCUUGCCAACAAACUGGCAGAAGGAUUUACGCAGUCGAAGCAGGGCUGCUUUCUCUGGGCGACGAGCGCCAUACUACGCGAGUUUUCCGAAGACCGGGAACAAGUGGAAGAUGGCAUCGCCGAGAACAUCUACGUAUUCUUUGAGGCGCAGGCGACAAGCGUGCUCCGCACCAUGAGCGACCUGCCGCCCGUCGACCUUCCGGACGUCAUCGAGGACUUCUACCGCCUUCUUAUCGACGCCCUCCUCUACUACCCCACUAAACUCAUCCCUUCUCCCUUGUUCACCCCUAUCUUCCAGGCCGCCAUUUCCGCCCUGGCCCUGGAAAAACAGGAGCCGGUCUCGGCGGCGCUUCAUUACAUCCGCGACCUUCUCACUUACGGCGGGACCAACCCGGCCGGAUCUGGGAGCGACCUCGGACCAGCGUCCGAACAACUUCGCCAGAUUGUCAAAAAUCUCCUUCUCGCCCAGGGCGAAGCCCUCGUGAAGCAGACUCUGGCAGGUAUGAUGAUCACGUUCCCUCGAGACUGCUUCGCCGACGGCAGCGGCGUGCUGCUCGGCAUGUUUGAGCUGCUACCCGCCGAGACAACCACUUGGGUCGAUCGCACCGUCCGCAUGCUGCCCCAGGGCACCAUCACCCCCGCCGAAGCCGACCGCCUGCUCGCCAGGAUUAGGGAGAGGUUGCAGGGUGGCGAUCCGGCGAACCUGAGGCAGAUUCGGGUGCUGCUGCAGGACUUUACGAAUACGUACCGCCGGAGGUAUGUGGCGCCGCGCGAUGGGCUGGGCCAGUUGGAGGCUGCACGGUUUCAUUUUUCGGGUUGAGACUUGAGAGAGGAGGAAUCUUUGGCUUGGGGCGGAGGAAGAGGAGGAUGACGGGAUUCCGAGGUUGCCC